Molecule: messenger RNA, 2760 nt
Organism: Cebus imitator (Panamanian white-faced capuchin)
Lineage: Eukaryota; Metazoa; Chordata; Mammalia; Primates; Cebidae
Gene: GGT5
Product: gamma-glutamyltransferase 5
Exons: 12
Coding region: 432-2444 (670 amino acids)
Biological process (GO): glutathione catabolic process
Molecular function (GO): glutathione gamma-glutamate hydrolase
Source: RefSeq, a predicted model, not a curated record
CCCCUCUGACGCUUUGCUGACUGGCCUCCUGCCAGGAACAAGCAUGAACUGAAAACUGGAAGUUGAGGCGUGAGUUUGGCUACUUCGUAGUGUGCACUUGGGGAAGGCAGCAGCUCGCCACAGCUGCCGGCCACCAGCCGUCUAUCCGUCCACCCAUCUGUCCAUCUGGCAGCCCGCAGUUCAGAUCUGUCUAACUGUCCCCCAUCUGUAAGCCCGUCUCCAUCUGACCAUCUUUCUCUUACUGUUCUCUCUGUCCAGCUAUCUGGACUGUCUGUCAGUCCAUCUUCGUGUCUGUCUCCAGCCCCACCUGUUUGUCCAUCUGUCCAAUUACCUGCGAGUCUAUCUGUGCAUCUUCUUGUCCCUUCGUCUGCCCACCCAUCUGUCCCUCUGUCUGCCCACCGGCCUCCCCUCUCCUCCUGGGCUGCGGAGCCAUGGCACGGGGCUGCGGCACUACGGUCGGUCUGGUGCUUCUGGGGCUGGGGCUGGCGCUGGCUGUCAUAGUGUUGGCUGUGGUCCUCUCUGGCCACCAGGUCCCCUGUGGUCCCCAGGCCUUUGCCCACGCUGCUGUUGCUGCUGAUUCCAAGGUCUGCUCGGAUAUUGGACGAGCCAUCCUCCAGCAGCAGGGCUCCCCUGUGGAUGCCACCAUCGCGGCUCUGGUCUGCACCAGCGUCGUCAACCCUCAGAGCAUGGGCCUGGGCGGAGGGGUCAUCUUCACCAUCUACAAUGUGACGACAGGGAAGGUGGAGGUCAUCAACGCGCGGGAGACGGUGCCAGCCAGCCACGCCCUGAGCCUGCUGGACAAGUGCGCACAGGCUCUGCCACUGGGAACAGGGGCUCAGUGGAUCGGGGUGCCUGGGGAGCUCCGUGGCUAUGCUGAGGCCCACCGUCGCCAUGGCCGCCUGCCCUGGGCGCAGCUGUUCCGGCCCACCAUCGCGCUGCUCCGAGGAGGGCAUGUGGUGGCCCCUGUCCUCAGCCAGUUCCUGCACAACAGCUUCCUGCGGCCUUUCCUGCAGGCGUCAACCUUGCGCCAGCUCUUCUUCAACGGAACAGAACCCCUGAGGCCUCAGGACCCACUCCCAUGGCCUGCACUGGCCACCACCCUGGAGACCGUGGCCACAGAGGGUGCGGAUGUCUUCUACACGGGGAGGCUGGGCCGGAUGCUGGUGGAGGACAUUGCCAAGGAAGGGAGCCAGCUGACGCUGCAGGACCUGGCCAAUUUCCAGCCCGAGGUGGUAGAUGCCCUGGAGAUGCCCCUGGGGGACUACACCCUGUACUCACCGCCGUCGCCUGCAGGGGGUGCCAUUCUCAGCCUCAUUCUCAACGUGCUGAGAGGGUUCAACUUCUCAGCAGAGUCUGUGGCCAGGCCUGAAGGGAGGGUGAACAUGUACCACCACCUCGUGGAGACGCUCAAGUUUGCCAGGGGGCAGAGGUGGAGGCUGGGGGACCCUCGAAGCCACCCGAAGCUCCAGAACGCCUCCCGGGACCUGCUGGGGGAGGCCCUGGCCCAGCUCAUCCGCCAGCAGAUCGAUGGCCGGGGGGACCACCAGCUCAGCCACUACAGCCUGGCCGGGGCCUGGGGCCAUGGGACAGGCACAGCCCAUGUGUCUGUGCUGGGGGAGGAUGGCAGCGCGGUAGCUGCCACCAGCACCAUCAACACACCGUGCGUGGGGCUUGGGGGAAGGCGGGCGGCCACUCGUCCCCUCCUAGACCUGCACCCCCGCAGCCCCAUGUCCCCUCACUUGUCCCCGUGGGGCAGCACCUUGCUUUUGCCCUCUUUCUCCUCCUCUAUUUCAAAAGGGGUCCCCACCCCGACAUCUCUGGCUGGAAAGGCUGCUGCUGGGGUGGCCCUGAGCCAAGAUUUACCUGGGAACGGGUGGCCUCGCUCAGAAGGGUACCCUGAUAUGGGGCACAGCUUUGGAGCGAUGGUCUACUCACCACGGACAGGCAUCAUCCUCAACAAUGAGCUCCUGGACCUAUGCGAGAGAUGCCCCCAGGGCUCCGGCACCACCCUCUCACCUGAGAAUGGAGACAGGAUAGGUGGAGCUCCUGGAAGGUGCCAGCCCCCAGUUCCAGGCGAGCGUCCCCCGUCCUCCAUGGUGCCCUCCAUCUUGAUCAACAAAGCCCAGGGGUCGAAGCUAGUGAUUGGUGGGUCUGGCGGGGAGCUCAUCAUCUCUGCCAUGGCCCAGGCCAUCGUGAACAAGCUGUGGCUUGGCUUUGACCUGAGAGCGGCCAUCACAGCCCCCAUCCUGCAUGUCAACAGCAAGGGCUGUGUGGAGUACGAGUCCAACUUCAGCCAGGAGGUGCAGAGGGGACUCCAAGACCGUGGCCAGAACCAGACCCAGAGGCACUUCUUCUUGAACGUGGUCCAGGCCGUGUCCCAGGAGGGGGCCUGUGUGUACGCCGUCUCGGACCUGAGGAAGGGUGGAGAGGCUGCAGGCUACUAAGACUGCUCUGCCCAGAGCCGAGGCCCCGUCCCCUCAUGGGUCCUGCAUCCAGGCCGGACGUGGCUGGGAGACCCAGUACUCCGGCAGGAUCUGGACCCCUGGCAGGGGAGUCCAGCUGAGCGUGGAAGAGGUGGCGGAGACCAGCUGGGCAGAUGGGAGGCUGAGCCUCCUCCCUGACCUCCUUUCCCAGAGCUCCUGGUGGCCCUGAACUGGCCCCUCUAUCCCUUCGAGGGCCUCCUGCUUAGGCCACUCUCCCACUCUCUCAACCUGUAUAUCCUCCAGUCCAAGAUUAAAGAAGAGGCGGACCGUGGCCUGA